This is a messenger RNA of Daphnia pulex (common water flea), 2802 nucleotides long. RefSeq names its product peroxidase-like. Lineage: Eukaryota; Metazoa; Arthropoda; Branchiopoda; Diplostraca; Daphniidae. Gene Ontology annotation, molecular function: peroxidase activity; heme binding. The transcript is spliced from 16 exons. Gene Ontology annotation, biological process: response to oxidative stress. Bases 125 to 2680 code for a protein of 851 amino acids. The record is from RefSeq and is a predicted model, not a curated record.
GCAUCGGUAUAAAUACAGGGGGUAAACGGUGAUACAAGAUAGAAUUCGCUUGGCCAGACCUCGUACUGGAACUCGAAAACGCUGUUGUUGUUCCCUAAUUUUUGCAGAAUUAAGGCUUAAUAGGAUGCAGGCGCGGUGGCUAUGUGGAGUGUUUGUGUUGGGACUUUUAUUCGUUGCGGCUAGCAGCGAUAAAUGUCCUUAUCAACCGGGCCCAGCACAGCAGACAGCCGGAUAUGUACCCAAACCAAUUCAUCCUGCAAAAUCCGAUUACAAUACGGGUGGCCACAAACCCCAAUAUCCUGGCAGUCAUCAGAGCUCUUGCCCCAAAGUUGGCGGAUUGGAAUCGCAUUGCCGACCGGCCAAAGAUUGCGCCGUGUGGUACGAUCUCGUCCGGAAGACUCCGGGGACUGCCUGUACACUACACAAUGGAUAUGACAGAGGACUCUGCUGUCCGGAUCUUCCCAUAAACAUUAAUAGCAGGGCGCCCUUUAAGAAACCAAGUCCCUGCGAAGACGUCAAAUUAGACGAUCAUGUCAAUAAAAUCGACUUGGACGCUGUGCGCGCGGCUGUUCAUCACGCAGGCCAGAAUCAGAUGGCAUCAUUGGUGGAGGCUGAGAACGGAAUGGCUAGACAGAACAUUUUGGUUAGACCCGGUUCAGCUCGCUACACGCACAGUUGGGUUUACUUUCAAACGGCGGAUGAAGCAUUGAAGAACACCGGAAACACUAUGCACGGUGUUUUUUCUGGCCAUAACCUCGUCCAUGGACAUCAAAUUAAGCCGCAGCAAGCCCAUUGUGCACUAAAUCAGUUCCUUGUAAAAGACACGGGUGUCACCCACACUUGCCCCACUUUCCCGGUUUGUGAUAAAAAGGCGUUGGCAUCGCCCUAUCGAACCAUAACCGGAAUUUGCAAUCACGUCCAUUCACCUGGCAAUAUCCCCUGGGGUGUGUCCAAUACCCAAUACCAGCGCAUUCUAACCCCAGACUACGCCGAUGGUUAUUGGAUGCCCAGACGAGCUGCGGAUGGAGGCGAACUUCCCUCACCCCGUGUGGUAUCUCUAACCGUAGUUCGCGAUGUGGAUGCUCGAAGCGAGACGGACAGUAUUUUUGUCAUGCAAUUCGGACAGGUCAUUGAUCACGACUUGCAACAAACUCUGGAAUCAAAAUUGGCGGACGGAUCACCAGUGCCUUGCUGCACGGAAGACGGACAAUUCCUUUCUGAACAAGACUACGCUCACGGCAAGUGCUUUCCCAUUGUCAUUCCCAAGGACGACCCGUUUUAUUCCAAGUUCAAUCGACGCUGCAUGGGAUUCGCCCGUUCCGCUCCGGCGUGCAGAAAUGACCGCAAAUUUGGCUACGUGGAGCAGGCGAACAUCAACACCCACUUCUUGGAUCUCUCGCCCGUCUACGGCUCGGACGAUGAAGUGGCGUCCGAUUUGCGGACGUUCCAAAAAGGCAGUCUGAAAGCAACUCCCGGACCAAAGAAGGGCUACUACUACGAAAAGGAUUUGAUGCCCGCUGACAAUGAUACCACUUUGGACUGUUCGUCACCCAAAUCCGACAGCGACAUCUACCCACUACUGGAUGUCAAGUGCUUCACAGCAGGUGACAAUCGAGUGAAUGAUGCUCCUUACAUGACUGUCACGCAAACCUCCCUUUUCCGCCAACACAAUCGUUUGGCGGAAGAGCUGGCCGCUUUGAAUCCGCACUGGGGCGACGAGCGUAUCUACCAGGAGUCUAGGCGCAUUUUGGUCGCACAGUGGCAGCACAUGGUCUACAACGAAUAUCUCCCGGUUCUCAUCGGUCGCAAAAAGAUGCAGGAACUCGGCAUUUUCCCGCUUCAGCACGGUUUCAGUCACGAUUACGACGACAAAGUCAAUCCGUCCGUUUUGAACGAAUUCACCGUCACCGCGUUCCGUUUCGGCCACUCCCUGGUUCCUGAAAGGCAAGAUCUCGUCAACGAGCAGAGAGAAAAGGAGAAAAGCUUUUUGUUGCGUCGCUUGUUCUUCAAAAUGCAAGAGGUUUACGUCCCCGGCAACGUCGACAAGUUCCUCAUCGCCCAGGCAACUUUAGCCGGAGAAAGUGUCGAUAAUUAUUACACUGUCGAGAUGACCAACCAUUUGUUCGAAGAGGCCGGCACGGGUUUCGGAAUGGAUUUGGUGUCGCUCGACACUCAGCGCAGUCGCGAUCACGGUAUAAGAGGCUAUAACAGUUAUCGGGCCGUGUGUGGCAUUCCGCGCGCCAAAGACUUUGACGAUCUUCUCGAUUUGAUUCCCGCUAGAGUGGUUGAGGGUUUCAAGUCCAUUUACGCAUCUGUCGACGAUAUUGAUUUAUUCAUCGCUGCCGUGUCCGAGAAGAAAGCCGAAGGUGCUAUUGUGGGACCCACUUUUGCUUGCAUCAUUGGAGAACAAUUUUUGAGGCUGAAACGUGGCGACCGCUACUUUUACGAUCUCGGCGGACAGGCCGGCUCCUUCACUGAAAAACAAUUGGACGAAAUUAGGAAAACGAGUUAUUCGCGCAUCGUCUGUGACAACAGCGACAUCCGUUACAUGCAACCGCUAGUUUUCAAACUCAUUUCCGACUUGAACCCACUUGUGAAAUGCGAAUCUACCGACUCUAUUCCUCGCAUGAGCCUUCAGCCUUGGAAAGAAGCCGAUAUAACUGCCCGACUAAAGUAUUGAUGUUCUAAAUCCCAGUUCUAUAAUAUGGGUGACGGUAAUAUGUAGUAAUAGUAACAAAACAUUUUAUUUCUACCUGUGGAGUAACCAAAUGCAAAUAAACACAAAAGGGCAAAAAGUAAAAA